Messenger RNA from Ruditapes philippinarum (Manila clam), 702 nucleotides. Its product is annotated as lysosomal thioesterase PPT2-A-like. Gene Ontology annotation, cellular component: lysosome. The record is from RefSeq and is a predicted model, not a curated record. Gene Ontology annotation, molecular function: thiolester hydrolase activity. NCBI's taxonomy places the organism in Eukaryota, Metazoa, Mollusca, Bivalvia, Venerida, Veneridae.
AUGAAAUUCAUGCAACAACAUCCCGAAGGAGUUAAUAUUAUCUGUUUCUCACAAGGUGGUCUUGUUUGUCGGGGCGUGUUAGAGCAAAAUCAACAUAAUGUGGACACAUUUAUUUCAUUAAGCUCUCCGCAAGCCGGACAAUUUGGAGAUACCGACUACAUAAAAUAUAUUUUCCCGCACGUUCUUCGCGACAAUGUGUACAAGAUAGCUUACUCUAAAGACGGUCAAAAUAUAUCAGUCGGAAAUUAUUGGAAUGAUCCGCAUCAUCAGGACUUAUAUAAGGAAAAUUCCAAAUUUCUGGCAGUGUUAAACAACGACACUUUUAACAUAAACAGCAAAGAGUACAAAGAAAAUUUCCUGCGUCUGAAAAGAUUGGUAAUGAUUGGUGGUAAGGAUGAUGGUGUUAUUACACCGUGGCAAUCAAGUCAUUUUGGAUUCUACGACGAGAAACUAAACAUUGUAGAAAUAAAAAACCAACAGUGGUAUAAAGAAGACAUGUUCGGUCUACAGAGUCUGGAUAAGAUAGGUGGACUGUUUAUACGAGAGAUCGCCGGUGUUCAGCAUACCCACUGGCAUUCUACAUACAGCGUUUAUAAAAAUCAUAUUUUACCGUUCCUCUCAUAAUUUAACAACUGGACCUCUGAUUCCUAUUGAUAAAUGAACAGAACAGAUCAUGUGAUUUAUUAAAUAUCACAAAUAAAU